AUGUCAUCAGAGUAUAACAAGGUCAAUGCAUUGGCAUCAGUAUAUGCCAUGCGUGAACUUUACAAAAACACAUUGGAAGCGUAUAUCGAGUCUGGGCCAGAGGAAUGGGCUGAGCACCUUUUCAAAAGCCUUUCGACCAAUGCACACGCUAUGCGACAUGUUGUCAACACACCUAUUCAAAGUGGAGAGAAUAUACUCAACAAGUUCUGCAACAUCCUUCAUUGUUUGGACCCUGAAGGACCUUGGGUAGAGAAAUUUUUUGAUGCAAUUAUCACCUUUGCUAUCCAGGCUAAUCUCUCUAACCCUGAAAGUGUGCAACAAGACCUUGAAGACGCGAAAAUAAAACAAUCUUGGCUGGAGGAUGGAUUGAAAGACCUCAUUCAGAAGGUCCUCAGCAACGACCCAAGCCUCCCUUCAAAUGUCACCAAUGAGCUUCGAGAAGACCUAACAAACUUGAUGAAACAGGAGGGCAUAGACCAGAAUCAGAAUGCGGAGCUACUUUCAAAACUGGUUGCUGAAGAAUAUGCCGCCAUGGUCGUGAAUUUAAGCAUGCACCUAAGCUACCUUGGUCAAGCAAUAAAAUCGAUCUCUUCCACAUGUGGCUGGAAAUUUGCAACUACAUGCGUGAAUAAAGUCAUCGGCUGGAUUGGCAAAAAGACUGCGGUCUUCCUUAAGGGAGCAAUGAUAAUGGUGGUGGCGGGCUUAUUCAUCUUCAGUGCUCAGGCUACAUUCUCCAAGUGGUCAACACUCACAGGGGCGGAGCGAGCAGCAGUCAUCAGUGAGACUAUCAUCUUCGUCACCACCAUCGUCUCUCCGGUAAUGGGGACCUUCAAGACUGUCAAAAAAUGGUUUGCAAAGGACACGGAGACAACUGGCGACCUGACCACACAAGAAAGUGCGUCAGCAACGGCCCUGGAUGAGUCCCAAGAAAUUACGAUGAAUUCGGAAACGGGAGUCAAGGCUAUGGAGAACAUCAGCAGUGCCGGGGGUGAAGAGUUGCGGGAGUCGUACGCUGAGUUGGUUACUGAUGGGCAGCCCACGGCGAGUUCAGAAAUUGCAGAAAACACUAUCCAGAGUCUGGAGCCAGAGCAGCCCAUCACUGCCAUAAAUCCUCCGCCAAAUGUGCCCCCCUCAGCGAAACCACAGUGGCGGAAGUACCUUACCAGCGAUACUGUGAUUAGAUCCAUCAACGUCUGCGCAGAGAUUGCCUUCACUGUCUCGUCGGCUAUUAUUCUGGCCAAAAACUGGGAUAACUUGAAGGACGUGGGUAAAGCUCUCAACGUCAUCCAGGUGGUAACACAAGGGCUGCAAGUUCUGGUCGACGCCAGUAUCCUGGUGACGGAUGCGAUGGUCACUGCCGGUAUGGUCGCUGCAGAUGGUGCCAUGGUCGUAGCAUUACCAGUGGUUGGCGCAGUUCUAGCCAUAAUCGGAAUUGUUGUCAUGCUGGUACUUGCAUUCCUCGAUGCCACAAAACACAAAGAGCCUCCCCCAACUCCAGUUGAGAAGUACCUGGACAGGGAACGCCCACGGGUGGAUUCUGACUUGGAUACUCCUCCUCAAAUCCAACUGCAUUACACCAUACCGGGAGAACUCCGCGCCGGCUCUAAAGCCCCCCUGGUUAUGGCCGCAGAAAAUAGAACUUCGAAGACCAUCGAACUGGCUAAUGUGGCCGUGGUUGUGGAAGUUGGUGACGAUGACGCUGCGCUGUUUUCAGGCCCGGUAUCCGACUGGAAAAUGGCAGCAUCUGAGAUCGAAUUAUCAGCGCUUGAACAAGGUACAGCGGGGGUAAGCCCCAGCUCGCUGACCACUGGCAACAUCAUUUCUCAGACCAUAGACAACAACCACCACUUGACCGAAUACAAUUUGCGAAUUCUGGGACCCGGAAAGGACGGAGCAAGCACUCCGCUCACUUUGGAGAAAGGGAAGAGUAUACAGUUUGGCUUAUCGGGGACCAUUAACAAGACCAAAUCCGUGGUCUUGAAGGUUAUGGAGAACCAGAGAAACGGGGAUAAAUGCCGCAGCAUGCAUCGGAUUGCGAUUGAAUAA
Messenger RNA from Aspergillus melleus, 2046 nucleotides. RefSeq lists its product as uncharacterized. Lineage: Eukaryota; Fungi; Ascomycota; Eurotiomycetes; Eurotiales; Aspergillaceae. Bases 1 to 2046 code for a protein of 681 amino acids. The transcript is spliced from 3 exons. The record is from RefSeq and is a predicted model, not a curated record.